AUGGAUAAUGAUUUAUGGGGAAUGAUAGCCCUAAGGGAGAGCGUAGAAGAAUUGGGUUACAACAUGUUAGAUAAGUUUAAGUAUUUUAUAGUGACAGAUACUCACCAUUUAAUUGAAGUUGUUACUGAUAGUGAUUGUUGGAAAAUUUGUAAUGGCUCUGUAGUUCCUAAGAAAAUUGAGGUUUGGGUUGUACCAGCAAAUUCUGAGGGUGAUGGUGCAGGUGAGGGUGAAGGGGAAGCUGUAGAAUUUGAAGAAAAGGGUGAGGAUGAAAAGUUGGAAUUGUAUGACUAUAGUGAUGCUGAGUUGAAUGAAAAUGAGGAAGAUGACAAAGAGUAUGAAGGUAAUGUUGAUCCAAAUGUAGAGUAUAAUGGGGUUGGAGUUAGUAAUACACGUGAUUCAAAAGAUUCUAGUGCAAAUAUAGAUUGUGUGGGGCUAAAUAUGUCUGAUGAAGAGAGUGGAAAGGAGACUGAUGAUGAAGAGAGAACUAAAUGGCCAGUGUUUAAGUCAAAUACUGAGAUGAAGUCUAUUAAAUUUGAAUGUGGAUUAACAUUUGCUUCUAAAAAAGAAUUUAAGGAUGCAGUCCUCAACUACGCGUAUAGUAAUGGCAAGGAAUUACACUUCACUAAGAAUGACAAAGAAAGAAUGUAUGUUAGAUGUAGACAAGCUGGUUGCCCUUUCAAAAUCAAUAUGUGGAGAGUAAAAAAUGCAAUGUCUUGGAGAAUUACAACUUUCUAUGAAGAGCAUGAGGGGUGUGGCUGGGUAUACAAAAAUAAAAUGGUUAAGUCUAGUAGAGUUGCAAAUAGAUGGAAGAAAGAAGUAAUGCACCAUAUGAGUUGGACAUCAACUGAGUUUAGAGAUAAGGUUAAGGCUAAUGAGGGCUUUGAGUUAAGCAACAAGCAAGCAUAUAGGGCAAUUACAAAAGCCAAAGAAUCAAUUGAAGGGGAGGCUUUAGAUUUCUUCAAAAAGAUUUGGGACUAUCGCUUAGAGAUUCUGAAAACUAAUCCAAUGACCAAAUGCAUAGUCAAGCUGAGUGAUUUAGAAUAUGAAGGAAAAAAGAGAUUUCUUCGAAUGUAUUUGUGUUGGGAUGCUUGCAAGGAGGGUUAUAAGUUUUGUAGACCCAUCAUUGGGGUUGAUGGAUGUCACUUAAAACACAAGUUUGGAGGGGUACUAUUAACAGCAGUGGGAGUUGAUGGAAAUGAUAGCAUCUUCCCAUUAGCAUAUGCCAUUGUUGAAGGAGAAAACAAGAAGUCUUGGACAUGGUUCUUGGAGUUGCUUAAAAAUGACUUGGUGAUAACUGAGGAAGCACAACACAAGUUGACAUUCAUCUCAGACAAGCAAAAAGGUUUGUUACCUGCUUUUGAAGAUGUCCUACCAUAUGCUAGUCAUAGAUUUUGUGUCAGACAUCUCUAUGGCAACAUGAAACUUGCUGGGUAUGUGGGAAAAGCUAUGAAAGAUGCCUUGUGGGCAGCAGCAAAGGCAACCACAGUCAACACCUUUACUGAAGCCAUGAAUGAUAUCAAGAGUUUAGAUCAACAGGCAUAUGAUUGGUUAAGAGAGAAACACCCUUCAGAAUGGAGCAAGUCAUAUUUCUCUACUACUUCAAAAUGUGAUGCUUUAGUUAAUAACAUUUCAGAGAGUUUCAAUGCUAUGAUCUUAGAUGCUAGACAACAACCUUUAGUUUCUUGUUUAGAAACUAUAAGGAAAUUGUUGAUGAAAAAAUUGUUUGAUAGUAGACAAAAAUCAAGGAGUUGGAAGGGACCAUUCUGCCCUAGCAUAAUGAAGAAAAUAUCUAUAAUUGAGAAGGCUGCAGCAGGGUGUCUAGGGACUCAGUGUGAUGAAAACUUGUUUGAGAUAAGAUCUGCAGUACUAUUAGGAGUGGUAGAGCAGCAUACUGUGGACUUGUCUAUGUUUACUUGUAGCUGUAGGAGGUGGGAUUUAACUGGGAUACCAUGUCAGCAUGCUGUUAGGGCUAUAUGGAUGAAACAUGGGAACGGAUCAGUUAAUGAGUAUGUUGACCCUUGUUACUCAAUUUGGUCUUACCAAACCACCUAUGGGAAGAGUAUCAAACCACUUGCUGGACCUAUGGAAUGGCCUAGAUCAGAAAAGGAACCACCACUACCCCCAUUGUACACAAAAAAAGCUGGCAGGCCCAAAAAGUUGAGAAAGAGAAGCAGAGAUGAGAUGACAAAAGAUGGAACACAUGUGAACCGUAGCUUGUUGGUUAAGCAUUGCAAAAAGUGCAAAGAAGCAGGCCAUAACUCAAGAAAAUGUCCUCAAGAUCUUGCAACAAAAGACAAAAUACUUCAUCCAAAGAAAAGAGUUAGGAACAAGAAAAGUACAUCUAAGGCCACAACUCAAGAAAUUGGUAAUCAAGAACAAGUUCGAGUUGGAGUUGAAGUUGUAGAUGAUCCUCAAGCUAGUGAAAUCCAUGUCACACAACCUGAUGAGUUUAUUGCUAGACCUACGCAAAAGAAAGGCAAUAGUCUCACCCCAUUGGGAGUUAGGAUAUCAUGGGAAAGUCCAACUUAA
Messenger RNA from Ipomoea triloba (trilobed morning glory), 2529 nucleotides. RefSeq lists its product as uncharacterized. Lineage: Eukaryota; Viridiplantae; Streptophyta; Magnoliopsida; Solanales; Convolvulaceae. Gene Ontology annotation, molecular function: DNA binding; transposase activity; zinc ion binding. Gene Ontology annotation, biological process: DNA transposition. The transcript has 3 exons. The record is from RefSeq and is a predicted model, not a curated record. Bases 1 to 2529 code for a protein of 842 amino acids.